Messenger RNA from Aureobasidium pullulans EXF-150, 2172 nucleotides. Its product is annotated as beta-lactamase/transpeptidase-like protein. NCBI's taxonomy places the organism in Eukaryota, Fungi, Ascomycota, Dothideomycetes, Dothideales, Saccotheciaceae. The transcript is spliced from 3 exons. Bases 294 to 1967 code for a protein of 557 amino acids. The record is from RefSeq and is a predicted model, not a curated record.
UUAUUCUUCUCCACCGGCACCGUGAGAGAUUUUCAAAUCACGCACAAAGCACCGUCGUCUCUGUGUUCUCUUGCCUCAUGGCGGUAGCUUUCUGCUUGCGAUCCCUUGUGUUCACGCCUGCCUGAUUGUCGCCAUACCUGUCGCUGACCCUGCAUCGCGCGGCUUCCUCCAAUGGCCAAGUCAUCCUUCGCACCCCCGCCUCACACGUCCUUAUCUCUGUGCUUCCUGCUGCACCUCACAAACAUCCCCUUUCCUUUUGACUUUUACUUCUGACCUCUUGUCUACUGUCGAACAUGCGCCAUUUUCCAACUUUACCGUUUGCUUUUUGCGUGGCUGUUCAAUCGCUAGCCUUGACCUCAGCCUCGUUCUCACCCUGGUCUUUGCUUUCGUCACAGUCGCGACUUGGCGACCAUGGACCGCACGUAGAGCAUCACUCUCCACUUCACCCCUCCUUCGACUCGUUUGUCGACCGUCUGAUGCAAGACUGGCACAUACCCGGUCUUGCCAUUGCCGUUGUCCAUGAGAAUCAGACGUGGUUCAAGGGCUAUGGUUACGCGACUUUGCCAGACGUACCGUUUACCCCGUAUACCCUUUUCCAGGCUGCUUCAACAACAAAGUCGUUCACCGCUUCGCUUGCCGCUAUCUUGAUUGAAAGUGCGGAAGAUCUCGCCUGGGACACCCCUUUGCAUGACAUUGUCGGCAACGACUUUGUUCUUAAGGACGACUAUCUUACCACCCACUUGACUUUCCUUGAUGCCAUGUCUCAUCGGACUGGAAUGCCCAGACAUGAUGCAUUGUGGUAUGAUCGAGGAUUAGACGUCGAGAGUCAGACUUAUCUUAUGCGCCAUCUCGAUACCAGUGCAAGCUUCAGAACAGUCUUUCAAUACUGCAACCUCAUGUUCACAGCAGUCUCACAUGUUCUUCAGUCCAUUACGGGAAGACCCCAUGCAGAUCUGCUGCGCCAAUGGAUCUUUAAGCCCCUGGGGAUGAACUAUUCCUACUACUCCUUGGAAGACGCUGCAACCUGCCAGAAUUCUGAUUCUCGGUGUACGUUAGCAGAUAGCUAUGCCUGGAACAAGAAAACAGGCUGCUUCAAGAAAUGGUCACUGGACCUAUCCAAUCCUCCAAACGGAGCCGGAGGCAUCAUCUCUAAUGUUGUUGACUACAGCAAGUGGAUACGGGCCUUGAUGUACGAGUCUGGUCCGGUUUCCAAAGAAGGACAAGCCAUAAUGAAGUACCCCUUGUCAUUCCUGGGAGCAGAAACAUCACCAUAUGCAGGACCUGGUUGGUAUGGAUUAGGCAUCGAAGGGGGAAUAUAUCGCAACGAAAAGGUAUUCUCGCACAACGGUGGCAUCAGUGCCUAUGCAUCCACGUUCAAAUUCUUGCCCGACCGCAAGUUCGGCGUGGUGGUUUUCCAGAACGCUCAGAACAAUGCUAUGGAGGCCAUCGCAUGGCGAUUGAUCGACGAGUUUCUGGGUGUUCCAGAAGACGAGUUUUAUGACAUGAACAAGACGCAACACGAGGUCGCAAAGAAAUAUGAAGAACAGCUCGAGUCACUCCCGUCCAAGCUCUACCCGAGUGUUCCUUCCAUCCCCGUGAAACCUCAACUGCCUUUGCAGAACUACACGGGAGUCUACGUGAAUGCGGCGUAUGAAAAUUUCAGUGUUACUCUCGAAGCGCCUGCAGCCUUGCUAGACAAGUCAGAAAUCGAAGAGUCAGGCUCUGCCGGGUUGCCUCUCUAUGCGACAUCAAGAGGUGGGACAGUUUUGUUCACAUUUAGACAUGUUUCUUCAGAGCACUGGCUUCUGGAGAUGCGCAUGGUGAUUUAUGGCUCGAAAGGAGCAGAUGACUACAAGAAAGCAAAGUUCGAGAUUGGACCGGAUGGCGUAGUUCAAAGACUCGGGGUGGUUAUGGAGGCAGCCAUUUCUGGAGACAAGGCAUGGGCUUGGUUUGACAGAUCCAAGUGACAGCUGCCUUGGUAAUCGAGUGUCUGUCCGAGUGCUAUGAUUCAGAUUGGGCGCAGGUAUGGAAGAAUACAAAGAAUACAAGAGCAAAGUCGAGUUUGAAACAAGCGCGCCUUUCACAUGUCUGGCCUGAUACGUCACAUUGAGAUUCGGUGGAGGGGCGCCAAGACAGCCUUUGCGUGGCCUGGCAAUAAUUUACCAAGUGAAC